Molecule: messenger RNA, 8965 nt
Organism: Loxodonta africana (African savanna elephant)
Lineage: Eukaryota; Metazoa; Chordata; Mammalia; Proboscidea; Elephantidae
Gene: FNDC3B
Product: fibronectin type III domain containing 3B
Exons: 26
Coding region: 5124-8744 (1206 amino acids)
Molecular function (GO): protein binding
Source: RefSeq, a predicted model, not a curated record
GAUCCCAGGCAUAGGUUUGUGUUGUUUACUGUACUGUAGUCUUAGUUUUUUUUUUUUUAAUUACAACAAAAGUUAUUUAUAUUCUUUGUUUAAAAAAAAAUCAGACAAAAGAGAGGUAUGAAACGUUGUACCCCUCCUUGUUAUCGCACUUUGGCCUUUACAUCAGUCUGAGUUCACAGAGUCUGCCACAGUUCUGUGGCCUUUGGAUCAGUCAGUGUCAGAAGGGAGAGGAAUGUUCGUGAUUUUAGUGGCUACUUAUUGCUUCUGAAAGACCAGGACCUAGUACUUGCUGGGAACAUUUAAGAGGUAUUCCAGAAUCAUAACAAAAAUAGUAUUAUUAUAACUGAUAUGUUUACUUUUUUCUAAUGAUUCUCUUCAACAAUAGUGGUGGUGAAGUAAAUCAGGCUCGAUUAUAUUAUGAAUGAGGAAACCGAAGCAGAGGAAUGUUAGGCCGCCCGGUUAAUAUGGUUUGUUAACCAUGUUAGGCGUCUGCUUAGAAAAGAUUUUGGCUCCAAGCAAAACCUUUGUAAGACGUGUGACUAAGUAUAUGGUUCCCUGUUUCUACUUUUCCUGCUUUUAAAAAAAAAUAACAUGUAUUGCUUUCUUCUACACUAUAUAAUUUACUUAUUUAUUAUGUUCAUUACCUUCCUCCCCCUAGUAGAAUGUAAGCUCCAUGAGGGCAGGGAUUUCUGUCUUAGUAGGCACUGGUGGAAUUUCUAGUGUCUGUAGGUGCUCAGUAAAUUUAGUGACUAAGUGAAUUGACCUGUGGCAUAUACUUGGUGCUAUCAGGAGGUGGCAGUUCAGUGGUGGAAUUCUCACCUUCCACGCAGGAGACCUGGAUUUGAUUCCCAGCUACCCAGCCUGUCUCUCAGUGGUGGUUUGCGUGUUGCCUGUUGGAAUCUACUUGAUGGCAGCUAACAACAACGUGAUGCUGAAUAGGUUUCAGUUGAGCUUCCAGGUUAAGACAGACUGGGAAGAAAGGCCUGGUGAUCUGCUCCCAAAAAUCAGCCAGUGAAAACACUGUGGAUCACAGUGGUUCAAUCUGCACCUGGUCGUUGGGAUGCCACAGGACUGGGCAGCAUUUCAUUGCUGUGCGUGGGCUCAGCGUGAGUCGGGGCCAACUUGGUGUCAGCUAAACACCACCACCACCACCAGGAGAUGAGACCUGCUUCCAGUGUUGUUUCAGCGGUUUGAAAUCGCUGGAUGACACUGAUCACCUGACCUGAUUCGAAGAGGUCAUGUUUAUAAACUGAGGCUGGGGAUGCGGCCUGCAGAUUUUUUUUUAGCUUUGCACAAUAUUAUUAAAAUAUUUGGACCUAAGAAAUGGAAGGACUUCACGUAAAUCGAGAUUUGUGAUUUCUCUAGAAAAAUCGGGAAAUCUGACAAUAAAGGCCCCUAUUCCUGCAGAGUAAGCUGCGUAACAGCUCGCUGUUUAGAAGGUUUAUGCUUUACAGUUUGCAGUAGUCCCUGUCGCUCUCUGGUGGCCCCUGCAUACUGGAGUUGAGUGUCGUUUGUUUUUCGCCAUCAUGUAUAUGCUGUUUUGUUUUUUUUUUUUAAUGUUUUUAGCAGUGAAGAAAUACUUCUCUGUAGCUGUUCAUGAAAGAGGAAACAUGGAAAGGUAGAUCACUUCACUCGUUGACAAUACCUCCUCGGCCCUUGUAAUUUGAACACUGCCUCCCCUUGACACAUUAAUUAUCUAAGCCUCUGCGCCUUACGUCUAGAGCCUCUGUUACUGUAGUGAUGAUUGCUGAUGGUACGGAAAAGGGAAGAGAGAGCAGCCCAGACUUAGAGGAAUUAACCUUGGUGCUUGGACUGUGGAAGUAGUGCCACGGAAUGUGAGUCUGGGGAAAAACGCUUCCUUUGUGGAACAUUAGCGCAUAAUAGAUUCAGAUGUUGAGAGUGUGUGGCCACAUUGCUCAGUGAUCAGAUACAACCUUAGAAGGGCCCCAGAGGUGUAUAUUCUCUAUGUGUACUAUUUCCUGUCUACCAGAGAGAUUUUAUUUUUCUAUUUCUUUCCACUUCUGUUUUUCUAUUCCUAUGGUUUUUAUGGUGGCAGGAAAUGCAAAAGAUUUAGAAAACAUUCUGAUGUUUGAAAAAAAAGUGGUACUUUAUCGAGGCAAGUGAAUGUUUUAACAUUCUUGCUUUGAAGACAUAAAAAAUUGAGUUUUGAAUCUCUUAAUAGAACAAACGGCCUACUAUUCCUAGGAUAAAUUUUAAUAAAGUGACAUGGUUAAAACUGUGUAGAAUCCAGAUAGAAUGGAGAGGGUCAUUUUGAGUCUUCACUGUUUAGAAAACAAAUAUAUCUAUUGUAUGUUGAAAGAAAUUGAUUUUCUAUUUUUAGGUAGUGUGUUUUUAGUGAAGACACAUAACAGGAGUCCUGGUGAUAGAAUGGUUAAGUGCUCAGCUGUCACCCGAAAGGUCAGCAGUUUGAACCCACUCAUCAGCUUCCCAGGAGAAAAGACCUGGCAGUCUGCUCCCGUAAAGAUUACAGCCUAGAAAACCCUAUGGGGCAGUUCCACUCUUGUCACAUGAGGUUGCUAUGUGUACCUAACAACAGUAACAACAUUAUAACGCAACAUCUUAGGUGUUGUCCUGUUUUUCUUUUGCUGUUGUUUUGGACAUAGCUGUUAUGGACAGAGAUAAUGCUUGUUUUCUCUGUGGGCCUUAGUACUUGCCUGGUUUGGAAUUUUGCAGAUAAAACUUGAUGUAAUAGGAUAAUGAACACUUUGGAAUUUGAUAAGAAAGUGUGUGUGUGUUUUACAGAGCUUAUACCUUGGUUAGGUUUCAUUGAUAAACUUUGGCAGAAAUACGUUCAAAAAUUUGAAGUAAUUUGAGAGGCAAGUGAUCUUACCCUCGUUUGUCAGAGGUGUGAACUCAGGUACUUUGUCUAAAAACUAAGGGGUGAAUUUGAUCAUCUUUAAGGCACUGUGAUUUAAAAACAAAACCAAAGGAAACAUUUUAAUUUCAUUGUAAAUUUUAAAUGCUGAGGUUGCAUUUCUGAAACUACUACAUGUAGGUUGUAACCUGCUGGAAGGGAAAUCCGAAGUUAAAACUGAUGUAGGAUGUGAUUUGAAAUCUUUGGUAUCCGCCAGGGGCUACAAGAAUUGGGAUCUUCUUGGACCACAUAGAGGCUGCAGGGGAAUUCGAGAGCUGUAGGCUGGCUUUAUUUAGAGCUUUGUAGCUGAAUACAGUCUACUUUAGCAAGAAAUGAUGUUAGUAUAUACCUCUUCUGGCUAUGGAUUUUGAAGCUUUUCCUGUUUAUCACUGCAGCCCUUAACAUUUUCAGAAUAAGGAAAGAGAAGCUUAGAACCAGGAAGUAGCUUACCACAUCUUGUUCCUGGAAAAGCUGGCUGCCUAAAAAUGCUUAUCAUUUAAGGUGUGACCUGAAUGAGUGUUCUACAGUUAUAAUUCUCCCUUAAAGAGCUGCUGUGGCUAAACGAGUACUUUCUAGGGAGCAUUUCUAACUAGGCCUUUAGUUAUGACUGCAAUCACACAUUAGCAAAACUGCUGUGUUAGGGUCACAGAAUUUAGACUUAGACUACAUUCUCUUCAAGUUCCCUUCUAAGCACCUCAUGUUGCAGAUAAACACAGACCCUGGGAAACUUAUGUCACACAGUCAGUGUAAGUAGCUGAACUAAGUUGAACCCAGAUCUCUGGAUUGCCAUCCAGGUCCUCUUUCCCUAGUUUGAUGUGGAUUUUAGGCAACGUAUCCUGUGUUAGAAUUCCUUGCGAAAUAUUUAAAAACGGAAUUAUAACAUACAGCAAAUUAUACAAGUCUACAUGUUCAUAAGUAUAUUUUGAGAGGUAAUUGAUCAUUUCAAAACCAUUUUUAUUAUAAAUUCUACAAAAAGUUGCCAUUGUGAGAGUAUGGUAUCAUUAUUUGUGUUGCCAAUAUUCUCCUGUGAAAUGUGAUGCUUAAAACAAUUAGCUUUUACUGAACCAAAGUUGCUGUCAAGUCAAUUUUGACUCAUAGUGACCCUAUAGUACAGAGUAGAACUGCCCCAUAGGGUUUUCACGGAGUGCUUGGUGGGUUUGGACUGCUGACCUUUUGGUUAGCAGCCGAGCUCUUAACCACAUCGCUACCAGGGCUCCAAGCUUGUACAGAAAAGGGGUAUGUGUGUGUGUGUGUGUGUGUGUGUGUGUGUCUGUGUCUGUCUGUCUGUCUGUCUGCCUGCGUAUGUAUGUAUGUGGUAGCUUUUUACUUACUCAACAGUGAGACUUUAAAAUUUAUAGACAAUGGUCACAUAAUAUUCAAGGUUCUGUUUAUUAGCUUUCUUGAGGGUAGAGAAGGCAUUGAGAAAGACGUGACUUGUAAUGGUGUUGAACUUCACAGAAUCAGCUUUGAAUAAAUAGGAUUUUUAAUGUGCUGUCAACUUUUAAAACUCACAGUGAACAAAUAAUACCCACAGGACUUUGUAAAGUAAAAAUUAAUUUAGAACAAAUAUUUCUUUCACUAGUUCUUGUUUCUGAAUCAACCAUUUCCAUGAGGAAUUCACAAAAAUGUCUUCUAGAAUGUGUAUCAUAGGAGUACAAUUUAAGAUUGGGGCAAAGUGUUUUACCACAGGAUUUUUUAAACCUUGGAAAAAAACAGUAAGAAUUCAUCAGGGGUGAGGAAAUUUCCUUAGUGAAUGUUGGGAACAGGAUGCGAUGUGGCACAGCUGUCUGCAGAGGUUUGGAGGAUUUCCCUGGGACAAAAGGCAGCACUGAGUCAUCAGUGAUUGGAUAGGGGGAACAAAGAAUCAACACACACCAGAAACACGUCGAAUGUCAGAUUCAUUAAACCCUCAGCAGUAUGAAAAUUUUAAAUUAUAAUUUCAAUCUAAACAAUAUAUUGGACAGAAGGAUCCUGGAACAUAAAAAAACAAAAGAUUCCAUUAACUUUUGUAAAGAUCAAGGAUAUGGAGGUUAGAAAAUCUCAUAAUUGACCCCUUAUUUCUAAGGUCUCUUGAAAUCCCAGCCCAGUUACAUAAGUGGAAGGCUGUAUUUCCAGUGUCUGCACAGUGCCAGGUGCAUAAGACAUCCGGGAAGUGUUUGAACAACCAAGGGAAAGAAUUCCCAGGUUUGCCAACUCAACUUCUUAUAACUCCAAUCACAGGAAGCCAGUUGAGGGAAGUUCUCCAUGAAUGUACGUCACAAUGAUGAUGACCGACCAUAUCCCUCUGGAACUGUCGCCCUUGCUGAACGGAGAGGUCGCCAUGAUGCCUCACUUGGUUAAUGGAGAUGCAGCUCAGCAGGUUAUUCUCGUUCAAGUUAAUCCAGGUGAGACUUUUACAAUAAGAGCAGAGGAUGGAACGCUUCAGUGCAUUCAAGGACCUGCCGAAGUUCCCAUGAUGUCACCCAAUGGAUCCAUUCCUCCCAUCCAUGUACCUCCAGGUUAUAUCUCACAGGUGAUUGAAGACAGUACUGGAGUUCGCCGGGUGGUAGUCACACCCCAGUCUCCUGAGUGUUACCCUCCGAGCUACCCUUCAGCUAUGUCUCCGACCCAUCACCUACCCCCCUACAUGACUCACCACCCACAUUUUAUUCCUAACUCACACACGGCUUACUACCCACCUGUUACUGGACCUGGAGAUAUACCGCCUCAGUUUUUUCCUCAGCAUCAUCUUCCUCCCACAAUCUAUGGUGAGCAAGAAAUUAUACCACUCUAUGGAAUGUCAAGCUACAUUACCCGGGAAGACCAGUACAGCAAACCUCCGCACAAAAAACUGAAAGACCGCCAGAUCGACCGCCAGAACCGCCUCAAUAGCCCUCCUUCUAUCUACAAACCCAACUGCACAACAGUGUACAAUGGCUAUGGGAAAGGCCACAGUGGUGGAAGCGGCGGAGGCGGGGGAGGCGGCAGCGGUGGUGGGCCAGGAAUUAAGAAAACAGAGCGGCGAGCAAGAAGCAGUCCAAAGUCGAAUGAUUCUGACUUGCAAGAGUAUGAGUUGGAAGUAAAGAGGAUGCAAGACAUUCUUUCAGGAAUAGAGAAACCACAGGUGUCUAAUAUUCAGGCGAGAACAGUUAUGCUGUCUUGGGCUCCCCCAGUUGGACUUUCGUGUGGACCCCACAGCGGUCUUUCCUUCCCCUACAGUUAUGAGGUGGCCUUAUCAGACAAAGGACGAGAUGGAAAAUACAAGAUAAUUUACAGCGGAGAAGAAUUAGAAUGUAACCUGAAAGAUCUUAGACCAGCAACUGAUUAUCAUGUGAGGGUCUAUGCCAUGUACAAUUCCGUAAAGGGAUCCUGCUCCGAGCCAGUUAGCUUCACCACCCACAGCUGUGCACCUGAGUGUCCUUUCCCACCUAAGCUGGCGCACAGGAGCAAAAGUUCACUAACCUUGCAGUGGAAGGCACCAAUCGACAAUGGUUCAAAAAUCACCAACUACCUUUUAGAAUGGGAUGAGGGAAAAAGAAACAGUGGUUUCAGACAGUGCUUCUUUGGGAGCCAGAAACACUGCAAGUUAACAAAGCUUUGUCCGGCCAUGGGGUACACGUUCAGGCUGGCUGCUCGGAAUGACAUUGGCACCAGUGGUUACAGCCAAGAGGUAGUAUGCUACACAUUAGGAAACAUUCCUCAGAUGCCCUCUGCACCAAGACUUGUCCGAGCUGGAGUCACAUGGGUCACAUUGCAGUGGAAUAAACCAGAAGGCUGUUCACCCGAGGAAGUAGUUACCUACACCUUGGAAAUUCAAGAGGAAGAAAAUGAUAACCUUUUCCACCCAAAAUACACUGGAGAGGAAUUAACAUGUACUGUGAAAAAUCUCAAAAGAAGCACACAGUAUAAAUUCAGGCUGACUGCUUCUAAUAUGGAAGGAAAAAGCUGUCCAAGUGAAGUUUUGGUUUGUACGACAAGUCCUGAUCGGCCUGGACCUCCUACAAGACCCUUGAUUAAAGGACCAGUGACAUCUCAUGGCUUCAGUGUCAAAUGGGACCCCCCAGAGGACAAUGGUGGCUCAGAAAUCCUGAAGUAUUUGCUGGAGAUUACUGAUGGAAAUUCUGAAGCAAGUCAGUGGGAAGUGGCGUACAGUGGAUCGGCUACAGAGUACACUUUCACCCACUUGAAACCAGGCACUUUGUACAAACUCCGAGCGUGCUGCAUCAGUACCGGUGGACACAGUCAGUGUUCUGAAAGUCUCCCUGUCCGCACACUAAGCAUUGCACCAGGUCAGUGUCGACCACCGAGGGUUUUGGGUAGACCUAAGCACAAAGAAGUCCACUUAGAGUGGGAUGUUCCUGCAUCUGAAAGUGGCUGUGAGGUCUCAGAGUACAGCGUGGAGAUGACGGAACCUGAGGACGUGGCCUCGGAAGUGUACCACGGGCCGGACCUGCAGUGCACAGUGGGGCACCUGCUUCCGGGAACAGUCUAUCGUUUCCGGGUGAGGGCUCUGAACGACGGAGGGUAUGGCCCGUAUUCCGAUGUAUCAGAAAUCACUACUGCUGCAGGGCCACCUGGACAGUGCAAAGCGCCUUGUAUUUCUUUUACUCCGGAUGGAUGGGUCCUGGUGAGUUGGGAGAGUCCUGAAAGCUCCGGCGCCGAUAUAUCAGAGUACAGAUUGGAAUGGGGAGAAGAUGAAGACUCCUUGGAACUUGUUUAUCAUGGGACGGAAACCUGCUUUGAGAUAAGAGAUCUGUUGCCUGCUGCACAGUAUUGCUGCAGACUACAGGCUGUCAAUCAAGCAGGAGCAGGGCCAUAUAGUGAGCUUGUCCAUUGUCAGACACCAGCAUCUGCCCCUGACCCUGUCUCUACUCUCUGUGUCCUGGAGGAGGACACCAUCAGCGCCUAUCCUGAUUCGCCUUCUGUGUGCCUUGUACUAAACUGGGAAGAGCCGUGCAAUAAUGGGUCUGAAAUCCUUGCUUACAACAUUGAUCUUGGAGACAUUAGUAUCACCGUGGGCAAUACUACCACCCAUGUUAUGAAAGAUCUCCUUCCCGAAACCACCUACAGGAUCAGAAUUCAGGCUAUAAAUGAAAUUGGAGCUGGACCAUUUAGUCAGUUCAUUAAAGCAAAAACUCGGCCAUUACCACCCUUGCCUCCUAGGCUAGAAUGUGCUGCAGCUGGUCCUCAGAGCCUGAAGCUAAAGUGGGGAGACAGUAACUCCAAGACACAUGCUGCUGAUGACAUGGUGUAUACGCUGCAGCUGGAGGACAGGAACAAGAGGUUUAUUUCAAUCUACAGAGGACCCAGCCACACCUACAAGGUCCAGAGGCUGACGGAGUUCACAUGCUACUCCUUCCGAAUCCAGGCAGCAAGUGAUGCUGGUGAAGGGCCCUUCUCGGAAACCUACACCUUCAGCACAACCAAAAGUGUCCCCCCGGCCAUCAAAGCACCUCGAGUGACACAGUUAGAAGGAAAUGCAUGUGAAAUUCUGUGGGAGACGGUACCACCAAUGAAAGGCGAUCCUGUCAGCUACAUUCUGCAGGUGUUGGUUGGAAGAGAAUCUGAAUACAAACAGGUGUACAAGGGAGAAGAAGCCACAUUCCAAAUCUCAGGCCUCCAGACCAACACGGACUACAGGUUCCGCGUGUGUGCGUGUCGUCGCUGUUUAGACACCUCUCAGGAGCUAAGCGGAGCUUUCAGCCCUUCUGCGGCUUUCGUACUACAACGAAGUGAGGUCAUGCUUACAGGGGACAUGGGGAGCUUAGAUGACCCCAAAAUGAAGAGCAUGAUGCCUACUGAUGAACAGUUUGCAGCCCUCAUUGUGGUUGGCUUUGCAACUUUGUCCAUUUUAUUUGCCUUUAUAUUACAGUACUUCUUAAUGAAGUAAACACACCCAACAGAACUAGAGGUAUGAAUUUAAUUGAUGCUACACAUUUUAAUACACACAUUUAUUCAGAUACUCCCUUUUUUUUAAGUCUUUUUGUUCUUUGAUUUAUAUACUUCUCUUGUUUUACAGAUUUAGCUAGAAAAAAAAAUAUCAGUGUUUUGGUGCACCUUUUUGAAAUGCAAAACUAGGAAGAGGUUAAACUGGAUUUAAAAAAAAGGAAA